UUCACUUCAGGCCUAUUUCUUCCCUCUUGACGGCUCCCCUGUGCCACUUGUUGCCCCCGCUUCAUAUCUGCUUUUUUUCCCCCCUCAAACCUUAUGUGAUGGCUGGACUUACGGAGGCCUUCCAGGCUGGGUAUGACUGACGCCUUCAUUAUUCCCAUUGGUGCGUUCAUCUCCAAUGCCCUCCACCCUGUGUGGAGAGCGUUAGAGUCGAUUGGUUUCGGAGUGCCACGCGAGGAGCGGGGCCCUUCUUUCCCUGAGCUCAUGGGGGAGUCGAGCACCACACAGCUGGCUGUGAAACAGCUGAAACGGUUGUUCGUGGAGGCCCUGCAGGCCGACGACGCCCAUGAGGUGAUGCAGAUUCUGCACGCUGGGAAACUAGACGUUGACACCGUGCUAGAGGUGGAGGACCCCAACAUGGUGCUGGCCUCAUACAAACAAGGCUACUGGCUCCCAGGCUACAAACUGGAGACGUCCUGGGCCAACGGUAUUCACGUGUGCGUGAUGUACAACGCGCUGGAAACGGCACUGGUGCUCCUCCAGAAUGGCGCGGCCGUCAACCGGACACCCAACGGCAUGACGCCGCUGCACGUGGCCUGCGAGCUCUCCAACGGGGGCUGCGUGGCCCUGCUCCUGGCUCACGGGGCCAAGGUCAACAGCGUGUCGCUGAGCGGACACACGCCCCUGCACUACUGCAUCAGCAGGGAGUCCCUGGACUGCGCCAAGCAGCUUAUCCUCAAAGGUGCCAAUGUUGACACCGCCAGCCGGAACAACGAGGAGGACACGCCUUUACACGCGGCAGCCCGAUUUGGCGUUCCGGAGCUGGUGGCUCUCUACGUGGAGCGCGGAGCCUCCGUGGAUGCGGUCAACUCGCUCCAGGAGACGCCCCUGAUGACUGCGUGCUUCUGGGCUUUCGACUGCAAAGAGCAGAACUACAGCCAAGAUCACCAUCUAGUCUGUCGCCUCCUGCUGGACCACGGGGCAGAUCCCAACCUCAGAGAAGAGGACAACAAAACGGCUCUUCACAAAGCGGCCUGGAACUGCGACCACGUGCUGAUGCAGAUGCUGCUGGAGGCUGGAGCGGACACCCAGGCGAUGGACAUCAACGGCUGUGCCCCGAUCCAGUACGUCCUCAAAGUGACUGGGGUCCGCCCCAUGGCCAUCCCGGAGCUCUGCUACCAGCUGCUGCUCAACCACAACGCGCCACGGGUCUACCCGCCCCAGUUCCACAAGGUGUUGCAGGCCUGCUGCGACUACCCUGCAGCGGUGGAGAUAAUGGUCAACUCGUAUGAACACUUGAAGCCCACAAAAAAGUGGAGAGCCGCCAUUCCUGACGACUGCUACGAGCGACACAGAGACUUCUACGACGCGCUGUUCGCCGUGUGCGCCGACGCUCCUCGAAGCCUGCUGCACCUGAGCAGGUGCGCCAUCAGAGCCGGCCUGGGCGGGUUCUGCCACACGGGUGUGGCACAGCUGCCUCUGCCGUUUCCCAUGAAGAAGUAUCUACUGCUGGAACCCGAGGGGAUAUUAUACUGAUGACGCCAUUUGUUUCCUGUCUGUUGACUAUAGAAAAGCAAACAUUCUGCAAGGUGGAGCUGGUACUAACAAGUGUGUCUCUUUAUAUUUUGGCUCAUCAUUCCUACAGAGGACUUUGUCUGGAACACACAGAAAUCCCCCUUUGACAGUGCGGAAAGAAAAUGAUUGCAACUUGUCUUUUCCCCGAGUAGAACUGGCGCAACUCGUGAUCUCACGACUACGUGGCGGCUCAUGAAGUGGCAAUCCACCUAUGGAAAAAAAUCAACUAAAGGGAAGGAAAAAUGAGAAUAUUUGUUGACUGGGUCACAUGGAAGCACCAUCGAUCCAUAAAACGUUCUGUAUUUCUCAUCAGAAGAGGAACUGAGUGUCAAGUAAAUACAAUUAGUCCCGUCUCUCCAUCACAGCGUUAGCACAUACUUCAGAGAAUCCCCAUCUCCCUGGCAGCCAGCCUUAAUGCUUCCUCUCAGGCUAAUGCGCUAAUGAUACCCCCCCUUCAUUUGCUGAACAAACACUUGACAAAGCCCUCCACAACCAGUGCUUUAUUCCAGUUAUUCCGGUUGGCUGCACAUGAAGUCAUGUAUAUUGACCUUUUUUUUUUCUCAGCCAGAAGUAGAAUGAGGAAUUCUCACAUCGCUCAGAGUAUAUGAAGAGAAUAUGAUAUUCAGGGCAGUGAAAUAGCAACAAAUUUGUUUUGUAAAGCUACAGUGUAAUAAUGCACAGCGGUUUGUGCUGUUAUAUAAACUGUUCUUUGUUGA
Molecule: messenger RNA, 2288 nt
Organism: Pungitius pungitius (ninespine stickleback)
Lineage: Eukaryota; Metazoa; Chordata; Actinopteri; Perciformes; Gasterosteidae
Gene: asb4
Product: ankyrin repeat and SOCS box containing 4
Exons: 6
Coding region: 133-1533 (466 amino acids)
Biological process (GO): positive regulation of transcription by RNA polymerase II; intracellular signal transduction
Cellular component (GO): nucleus
Molecular function (GO): protein binding; transcription cis-regulatory region binding
Source: RefSeq, a predicted model, not a curated record